AUGGAGUCAGGUGAUGAGUAUGCCACAGAAAGUGAUAGUGAAAGUGACACCGAUUGGAUCAGUGAGCUGCCUGGAAACAUCCUCCAGAAAAUCCUGUCCCGCGUGAGGAUUAGAGCUGUUGUGCGGAUGCGCAGGCUGUCUAGGAAGUGGAGGAAACAGUGUGAAAGCGUGCAGUUCAUACACCUUGAUUACAGAGAUUUUCAGCAUUGGAAGUACGAGAAGUUUGCUCGUUUUGUUAACAACCUAUUGCUCAUCCGUCGUAAAGUAGACUUGCAUACAUUCCAGCUGCAUUGGGAUCCUCAUGCUCCCCUCAACUGCAAUGAUGUCAGAAUGUGGAUUGGCUACGCGCUGAAGCAUAAUGUUAAAGUGCUUGAUGUAAAACUUAUUCUCUAUGAUAAGACUGAUUUGCCUCCUGGCAUUUUCACCUGCCGCUCACUUCAGGAGCUAAACUUGCAGUUGGGUGAAGCUCCCUAUCGAGAUUACGAACAUACGCAACUUGUACUGCCUGACAUAAUCAAGCUUCCUUCUCUCAAAAGAUUGACACUACACGAUGUCGAAGUGGAUGAACUUGCUCUGAACAGUUUCAUUGCCCGGAGCCCUGGCCUAGAAGACUUGAAUUUGAUAAAUUCUGCCAUGCAUGUUGAUCGCAUAGCCUCAAAAGCGCUAAAAAGGCUAACUCUUGAUGGCUUCUUACAUGGAUGCAAUGGAUUCACAGUUUCUGCCCCUUAUCUCAUUAGCUUUGAGUGCACUGGUUGUUCACUGAAAAAUAUUUCCUGGAGAGACAAGCCAUCCUUAGAGAGAGCACGCAUACAUACUUGUGGGAGUACAUUUGGUGGUGAAUCUAGGUUUACAGAAGUUCUUGUGCACGCCAAAGAACUUGCAUUAUUUGGUUCUGACAUAAAGGUUAUGUUGGAAAAGGAGCUGCCAACAUGUUCAGUGUUUGAAAGCCUUACAACCCUUGAGAUUGGCGGCUGGUAUUUAAUCGAGGACUUGUCCGUUGUGCUUCACUUCCUCCAGCUUUCACCAAGACUAGAAAAACUCACUUUGAUGCAUAGAUCGCAGCACAAAGGAGCAGAUACAGAUGGUAUGUCAAUUGACGGGAUGGCCUUCCGGUGCCCAUUCCUUGAAAAUGUCAUAAUACAAUGUUCAAAGGAUGAUGAUGGAAUUGAUAAGCUGGUGAAUGUUCUGGUAGUGAAUGGGAUUAGUGCAGACAAGAUAAGUAUUACUUUCUACGAAGAUAUUAAAAAUAAGGAACAUGUGGAGAGGAGACGUGCUGAUGAGGAAAGAUUGAAGGAGCUGUUCAUCUUCGAGAAGAUGGCGAAGAAAAAUCGAGAAUGGAUAGAUGAGGAUCGUUACGCAGUGAGUGAGCCUGAUAGCGACCAGAAUGAUGCUUACAGUGACGAAUAUGAUGAGGAUGACUUUUGAGCGAGUAUGGCUUUCAUGGCGAUGAGUUUGAGCGUUUGUUGUAUUCUAAAGAUCUUCAGGGUGGGUUACUGUUUACCCAACCAACAUUCCUCCUUCCGUUCUGCAUGAGACAUCCAUCUCUUG
Lolium rigidum is the source of this 1548-nucleotide messenger RNA. Its product is annotated as F-box/FBD/LRR-repeat protein At1g78750-like. Gene Ontology annotation, molecular function: protein binding. NCBI's taxonomy places the organism in Eukaryota, Viridiplantae, Streptophyta, Magnoliopsida, Poales, Poaceae. The record is from RefSeq and is a predicted model, not a curated record. The coding region runs from base 1 to 1425 and encodes 474 amino acids. The transcript is spliced from 3 exons.